UACAAAAAAGAUGGCUGCGCCCAUGUCGAGAAAGGUUGUAUUGAUGAAUAUAUGGCGUGUAGCGCGUUUAACGGAUGAAAGAACAAAGCUUCUUCAGCUGCAUAGUCGGUCGAUGGGUUUCUUUGACAAGCUGAAGGUCUUCGAAAAGCAUAGAGAAAUAGAGAGGUUAAAAAAAGAAGGAAAGAAAGUAGAAAUCCAGAAACUGAUUGAAGACAUCGGUGAUGAAAGUGACGGCCCAGUUGACAAGAGAGUGGGUAUAGAGGAUCGAAAAGCGUACACCCCUGCGGAGGAUGUUGUGGAGCAGAUACAGUCCACAGCAGAGAGCUUCUACGGGAAAGCUGAUGACUGGCAAGCCAUCCAACUGACAUCUAGACUAAAAAAGUUUGAUUUUGUGACAAAGCUGAUAUCCGACCUGGAUCACGAUGUACCAAACAUGACACUUCACGAGAUGAAGACAGUAGGGGAUGUUGUCACAUAUUUUCAGACAGAAGUUCGCAACAGUUCUUCGCUAGAUGAUCUUAACAAGCUUAACCUGCCUAAAAAUCUACAUAUGAACUUGGAGUAUAUACGUUUUCACCCUGAGACUGAUAAGAUAUAUGAUGGAUACACUGCUUUUCCAGGCAGAGCUACUAAAGUGACCAGUUUGAAAUAUAAGCGUAAAUAUAUUGGUUAUGAUGGGGGUGAUCCUGACAAUGAUCCAGACAGUCUUACAAAAUUUAAGUAAUCUUGGUUUCAUCUCUUUAGUGUUCAAAUAUUUGUAAAGGUUACACAAUAAAACAUGAA
Molecule: messenger RNA, 783 nt
Organism: Mya arenaria
Lineage: Eukaryota; Metazoa; Mollusca; Bivalvia; Myida; Myidae
Product: 39S ribosomal protein L50, mitochondrial-like
Exons: 4
Coding region: 11-724 (237 amino acids)
Cellular component (GO): mitochondrial large ribosomal subunit; mitochondrion
Source: RefSeq, a predicted model, not a curated record